Macrobrachium nipponense is the source of this 9938-nucleotide messenger RNA. Its product is annotated as zinc finger protein 271-like. The transcript is spliced from 2 exons. The coding region runs from base 755 to 2764 and encodes 669 amino acids. Gene Ontology annotation, cellular component: nucleoplasm. Gene Ontology annotation, biological process: regulation of transcription by RNA polymerase II. The record is from RefSeq and is a predicted model, not a curated record. Lineage: Eukaryota; Metazoa; Arthropoda; Malacostraca; Decapoda; Palaemonidae. Gene Ontology annotation, molecular function: RNA polymerase II cis-regulatory region sequence-specific DNA binding; DNA-binding transcription repressor activity, RNA polymerase II-specific.
UUUACCUUUUGACCAACGGCAACGACAGCUCUUCCGUUCUUACUUUCGCCUCAUUUAAUCACAAAUGCGCAGAAAAUACGUCGUAUUUACGCAUUUUAAACUUGUAUAAUUGCUUUUUACUUCCUGAGAAUUAAAACAAUUGUAUAUUAUGCCGUGGAACAGAAAUUAAAAAGGAAUUUAUAGAGUAUCACCAGCAGAGGAAACUUUCACGAGGUCGUCGAUGUAAUGCAGUUUGAGAAGAUUUUGACUCCAUUUUUGUUAUUUACAUCAUAUAUUACAGGUUUUUUAUACUGAAGAAAAAAUCAUCUGAUUUGAAAAUUUGACAUUAAAUUAGUGUAAUGUUUUAUGUGACAGUUUGCAUUAAUGACUGAAUAUUUUGUUUGCCUCUAUGUUACAUUGUUAAUUUAGAAAUAAUUUGUUAUAAGAAGUGUAGUUGGUCAUAUGAAACAUUUUGUUUUUUAAUUGAUAUAAUUGUGUUUUAUGUGUGUACUAGAUUUGACUCCUUUAUGGUGUCAGAAGUCUUGUUUUGUUAUAGGAAUACUAUUUGAUUUCCAGUAUCAUUGAAAGCAGGCUGUAAAUGAGCUAGGAUUAUUUUGAACUUGCAAAAGACCUGGAUGCAACCUACCAUUCUAUGAGAUGCAGACUUUGUGAUCACAUGAAUGAAAAUUGUUGACUUCAGUGCUUCCUCUCAUUCCAGCAAUUUCACUGUCUGAAGGUUUGGCAAUAGUUGGUUCAUUUUGAGAGCUUCUCUUGGAUGAAACUGAAAACUGACUUUGUUUCAAAGCUAUACAUUCAACAUCUUUUGAGAAUGGAAGCUGAAAACUCAGUUUUGCCUUUAAUCAAACAAGAAAAUGACAAUUUUGAGGAUGAACAUACUGAAAUCACAGUUGAUGGAUCUGUAUUUGUAGAUACUACCAUAGAAGUCAAGGCAGAGCCAGAAUAUAUUGAUUGUGAUGAAGUUGAUGUAAAAGAUACAUGCCAGCUUGUAGAGAGUGAAGAAGACCAUUUAAGUUUUGAUGUGGAACGCAGAAAGAUCUGUAUUGCAGAAGAAAAUAGACAUUUGGGUACAACUGAAGGCCAAGGGACAUUUUCACAGAUGUGCAACCAGAAAUCCCUCAUGAGAACUCAUACAGGAGAGAAGCGGUUCACUUGCUCUUUAUGUCAAAAUAGUUAUUCUUUCCUACGUGCUCUCAAAAGACACAUGAAAACUCAUACAGGAGAGAAACCAUUCACUUGCUCAGUAUGUCAAAAAAGUUUUUAUGCAUCAGGUGAUCUCAAAACACACAUGAGAACUCAUACAGGAGAGAAACCAUAUACUUGCUCGGUAUGUCAAAGAAGCUUUUCACGUCAAAGUCAUCGAAAAACACACAUGAGAACUCAUACAGGAGAGAAACCAUAUACUUGCUCGGUAUGUCAAAAACGUUUUUCUCGUCAAAGUAAUCUCACAAUACACAUGAGAUAUCAUUUAAAGAAACAAAAAAAUGAUAAUUUGGAAGAUGAACAUAGCAAAAUCACAGUUGAUGGAUCUGUAUUUGUAGAUUCUUCCAUAGAAGUCAAGGCAGAGCCAGAAUAUAUUGAUUGUGAAGUUGAUGUGAAAUAUACAUACCAGGAUAUAGAGAGUGAAGAAGACCAUCCAAGUUUUGAUGUGGAAACCAGAAAGAAGAAACUUUUCACUUGCUCAGUAUGUCAAAGAAGUUUUUCUGAAUCAGGUGAUCUCAAAAAACACAUGAGAACUCAUACAGGAGAGAAACCAUAUUCAUGCUCUAUAUGUCAAAGGAGUUUUUCUCGUCAAAGUCAUCUUAAACCACACAUGAGAACUCAUACAGGAGAGAAACCAUAUUCUUGCUCUGUAUGUCAAAGAAGUUUUUCUCGUCAAAGUGAUCUUAAAACACACAUGAGAACUCAUACAGGAGAGAAACCUUAUUCUUGCUCGGUAUGUCAGAGAAGUUUUUCUCGUUACAGUAAUCUCAAAAUACACAUGAGGUCUCAUUUAUUCAAACAAGAAAAUGACAAUUUGGAAGAUAAACAUAGUAAAAUUACAGUUGAUGGAUCUUUAUUUGUAGAUUCUUCCAUAGAAGGGAAGGGGGAGCCAGAAUAUAUUGAUUGUGGUGAAGUUGAUGUAAAAUAUACAGGCCAGCCUACAGAUAGUGAAGAAGACCACUCGAGUUUUGAUGUGGAAAGCGGAAAGAAUGUCGGUAUCGCAGAAGAAAAGAGACAUUUGGGUAGAAUAGAAGUGUUUUCAACGAGGAGCAACACAGCAGAGAAAGAAAUAACUUGUACUGAAUGCCAAAGGACAUUUUCACAGGUGUGUGACCUGAAAUCCCACAUGAGAACUCAUAGAGGAGAGAAAUCAUUCACUUGCUCAGUAUGUCAAAGAAGUUUUUCUGAAUCAAGUGAUCUCAAAAAACAUAUGAGAACUCAUACUGGAGAGAAACCAUAUACUUGUUCUGUAUGUCAAAGAAGUUUUUCUCGUCAAAGUCAUCUUAAACCACACAUGAGAACUCAUACUGGAGAGAAACCAUAUUCUUGCUCUGUAUGUCAAAGAAGUUUUUCUCAUCAAAGUGAUCUCAAACCACACAUGAGAACUCAUACGGGUGAGAAACCAUAUAGCUGCUCUGUAUGCCAAAGAAGUUUUUCUCGUCAAAGUAAUCUCAAAAUACACAUGAGCUCUCAUACAGGGGAGAAGCUAUAUACUUGCUCUGUAUGUGAGAAAAUUUUUUCUCAUCAAAGUACUUUAAAAAAACACAUGAGAAUUCAUACAUGAGAGAAACCAUUCACUUGCUCUGUAUGUCAAAGUUUCUGGUUCAGGUCCUUUCAACUCUCAAAAGAUAAGGGAAAACUGCCAUUAACCUAAAUUCUGCGAUUUAUGGCACCAAGUUUUGGAUAAUGCCGCCUGUUAAGUAUGUUAUCGUACCAUAACUCUAUUUUUGGCACUUUAUGGCGCCAAUAACUCAAACCUGGCCAUUAUGGCGCCACAAAUCGCUGAUUUUAUAGCGCUAGACAAGCCCCAUAAAACCGGAUUGCCAUUAACUGAGUCUGCCGAUAACCAGGUACUGCCUGUACUUGAUGUUUGUUCAAGUAGUUUUCUAAUUCUGAAAUUCUCAAGGUACAUAUCGGAAAUCAUUGUAGAGAGAGGACAUUCUCCAGUCCUAAUGUCAAAAAUGCUAGACAGUUUCAAAUACCUUUAGGUUACUCAUGAAAACUCAUAAUAUUUAUGAGGUAAUUAAAUGUACUGUACUGAAUGCUAAAACCAUACCUGUUCCUACAAAAUAUACAAACUGUCUUUCUGUAUAUAAGGGAUAUGCUUCAGCGUAGCUGGAUAUGGCUGUUUAACAUUUAAACAAGUUAGUUAGGUAGUUAUCUACUGGAUGCCAGAUGGGAGUCUGGCCCACCCAGCUGGUACACGUCACUUUGCUUUCAGCCAUCAUGCUGUAUGGAGCCGUUGUGUUGCCCUCUACCUUGCCUGCCAUUUUGCUUUGUUUUUAGUCUACUCUCCUGGUGGGAUUGUUGCCUGUUUUGUGUUGUGAUACAUCUUUUGUGCUUUUUCUGUGUUUGUCUAAUGCUACUAUUAUGCAAAUCCACAAAUUUGUUAAGCCUAAGGUGUGCAAGGGUAGUGCCAGGUGCAAAUGCCCAGUUACUGCCUCUAGAACCUGUACCCAUCACCACCUGUUCUUAAUGUUGACGCUCAUGUCCUUGGCACUAGUCGCAGGGGCAUUACUGUACAAGCAGUCCCCGGUUAUUGGUGGUGAUUCUGUUCCCAAUGGCGCAACGAUAUCUGAAAAUCAGAGAUAUAGUGCCGAUCCGCUGGUGAUUCUGUUCUCAGUGGCACAAUGAUAUCCAAAAAUCAGAGAUAUAGCACCGAUCCACAGUUAUUGCUGCCAAUCCUUGGUUAUUGGCUUUGAUGACUGGGGAUCGGUGGCAUUAUUAAGCGGGGAUCAGCACAUUGUGGCCCCUAAAAUUCAGUUAUCCUCAUUGCUAGACAAACGCCAUAAAACUGGAUUGGCAAUAACUGAGGCCACAGAUAACCAGGGAUUGCUUGUAUAAUCUUGACACUACUUGUAGUAAGCGUUUGGAACUGGUCACCAGUGCAGUGGGUGAAGUACUCACAGAUGAGGAAGUACAAGGAGAGGACUCUCAAGGUGUUGUCCAGCAGUAACACACCCCAACUACACAGUUGUUUGCCAAUCCAUUUAGUUCCUAUCCUUCCUCCUUUAGAACUUCCUUGCUUUGCUGUCACUCCUAUUGGAGCAAUCUCCCCUUUGUCAUCUUCGGUUGCUUUGUCAGGCGGGAGUCAACAUGUUAAAGUGCUGGUAAUUAGGACAACCUCUGCUAGGAUGGUCUCUGCUCAUUCAGGAGGGGAGGAAUCCCCUUUGGGGCAAGAAGAGACUACCAACCCCAACCCUACUUCCCUUUCAGCUGUGGUGGAGAUCGAGGAUCUCUGGGAGAGACUCCUAGGUCUCCAGGGGAUUCCCUCAGUGCAGAGCUUGCUGUGUCACCUGAGGGCUUCUCACACCCUUGCUAUGCCUCCUGUGACUCUGUGCAGUGACAGUCUCACAUUAACUGUCAUGAUGACUGCAAUGGCUAAGAUGCUUAUGAACAUUACCACACACACCCCUCUGUUGAUGACCCCGGCUAUUGUUGACCCAGCAUCACCGCACCCCCUGCCAUACCUUUUAGUGUUGUCUCUGCUCCCCCCUUCAUCGGGGAUAGAACCAAAAGGUGUCGUCGUCUUCAUCUUCAUCGUCUUCCUUGUCGUCAUCUGCUGCCUCCUCCCCUUCUUCUUCCAAGGCCCACCAGAGGAGGAAGAAGGUUGCUUGACCUGCCUGGAAGAAGUCCUACCAUGGGUUGUUUGACUUGGUGCCUCCCUCCAUGGGGGGGGGGAGAUGGGGGUCUCGCUCACUCCCCAGUCUUCAGACUUGGGAGCCAUGUCACAGGUCUCUUUGAGACCUUGUGAUUUGGGAGCUUCCAGUGCAUGAGUCCAAGAGUACUUGUAUACCCGAAACUAGUUUGGGGAAGUCACCUUCCAGAACUAGUGUAGUGCCUACCUCGACUCGAGAAAGCUACUGAUGAUCGCAUAUGUGAUUUGUGAGCAUUGAGUACACAACCGUCUAAGCAGGAUAGUGACUCUCCAGGUACUUGGGUGUCUACAAAACCUCAAAUCACCUCCACCAGCAUGAAGGAGUCUGCUCCUCGGUCUGGUGAAGGCACUACAUGAGAGCAAGUGGAGAAGCAAGCUGGUGCUUCUUCACCUCCUGCCACCACUCGUCUGAGUAUGUAGACAGAGUCCCAUUCAGGUGCUGCUGACUCCAGAGCCUGCGCACUCUGAGAAGCAUCAAGGAGGCACCCCUACACAGUCUUCUUUUUGGCCGGAGGCCAUGGCCUCGAAGAAGACUGGAGCAUGUUGUGAGGACAGCACAAGCUCACACCCGAGAGUAUGCAGUCGCUCUCCCUCUUAGACAAGCUUCUUCCCCCUCCUCUGCCUUGACAAAAGAAGUACUACUUGCCCUCGGAAGAGCCACUGCCGAUGAAACAGGUUGACCCAGACUUGGUUCGCUAAGGUUCCGGGUCUGUUGCUGCAGCACCUUACUGCCAAGAAAGAGCAUUGCUCUCACGCAAUAAGAAACAGCGAACCCAGAAGCCACUGCCAUGGCACCCUUCCAGACAGUCUCCUGGCUGGACCUGUAGUCAUUCACACCACUGUCCAAGGUUGCCUUCUCCUAGGGAUCUGUUGUCCCAGGAUUCCUCCUUCAGGAGACUGUGCCAAUUUGGAAGUAGGGCGAUCACCUACCUGACCCACCAGACGUCAAACCUAUAGGCGAAUUUGGUCUUACUGAUGGAUGCUAUCCUGAAUUGUAUUUCCAAGUUCGGUGGCCAAGAAUCUGCCCUGGCUCUGAGGAAUGUACCAUUGCUGGGGUUCGCCUCUUUUUCCCAGGGAGCAGGUAGAUGUUAUGAUGGACAAGAGUCGCAUCAAUGACAACGACUGUCUUUUUCACCAGGCAGUGACCAAGACUGCUAAGUCUUUAUGUGCUCUUGCAGCCCAACCUUUGGUUCAGGCUAGCACUUCCUCCACAGGCCCCAAGAAGAACCAGGCUGCGAAGGGUAUCGGGGGGAACACCCAGCCUUCUUCUGCUCCUGCUAAGAAAUGAGUGCAGUCGCACCCCUUUCAACCUCCCUUCUAGACCAGAAAGGGGGUUAAAGGUAAGAAGAAGAGAGGAGGACACUAGGGUCGGCAUUCCCCUCUACAUGCUGCUGUUGGUGGUGGGUGCCUGUUGAGCCACUGGGCAACUUGGCAACAAUACAGAGCCAAGACAGGGGUAACAUAUGUCCUUCAGGAGGGCUGUCUACUCCCCUUUCAGUUUUGACCAUCCCUCACCAGCAACCUGGUCUAUUUCUGUUCAUAUGUAACUGGCUCACCAAAGGACUACAGUAGUGGGAUAUGUCAACAAGCAUGUAGGCCUAGUGUCUCGUUUGCUUCACAUGUUGAUGAUGCAGGUGCACGAGUGGGCGGUAGCACUCUUGGUGGAGCUGUCAGCCAGAUAAAUUCCAGGCAAGAGGAAUGUAGUGGUAGACAAGCUCAGUCGCCAGGGUCAAGUUAUAGGGACAGAAUGGUCCCUUCACACAGAUGUCAAGGAAAGGCUGUUCAGCAUUUGGGAUCUUCCUUCCAUCAACCUGCUUGUCACUUGGCACAAGAGGAAGCUGCAAUGUUUUGUUCCAUUGUUCUAGAUCCAGGGUCCAUAGCAGAGGAAGCCUUCCAACACCCAUGGGAUGACCAGGACACUUAUGUCUUCUUUCCUUUUCGUCUGAUUUAAAGGGUGAUCAACAGGGUAAUAACCACCCCAAGUCUCAGAAUGACCUGGGUAGCUCCCUAGUGACUACGUGCAGUAUGGUAUCCAGACCUGCUAGCUCUACUUCUCUUUGCACAGUUAACAGAGAUGUCUGGAUACCUGUGACAGUCCUCUGCAGCUGUAUACCAAGGGAUGUGGGCCGUCUAUGGUUGGUUUCGUAGGCAGGGUCUCUCUCUGGUUGGAGCUACUAUUCAACAGGUAGUAGGCUUCCUUGUCUUUCUUCACCAAGAGAAACUCCUAUCUUUAUCAGCUGUUAAGGGCUAUAGGGCUGGCUUGGUUCUAGUCAUCUAUCUGAGGGAUGUAGAUAUCUCCUCCUCGUGGGAAAUUUUUUGCUGAUGAAGAGCUUCAAAAUGUUUUUCUUCCCAGGGGACUCAGUCCCCCUGAGUGGGAUGUGACUCGUAGUUUUAUGGAGCCUCACUUGUGCAUUGCACAAGCCUUUAUGAGGAUCAUCAGACAGGAAUCUGACUCUCAAGACCGUCUUCUUGCUUGGCCUGGCAUCAGCGAAGAGAGUGGGUAAACUUCAUGUUCUUUAUUUCAGUGUGAAACACAUGAGGAGAUAGGGAUCAGUUACUCUUUAUUUUGUCCUGGACUUUGGAGUAAAGACAUAGCAUCCGUCGGUCUCUUGACGCCAGAUUCGAGUCCUUUAUGAUCCCCUCCCUAGAGGACUUGGUUGCUGAUAAUCCAAAUGAGAUGCUACUCUGUCAAAUUAGAAUGCUGUGGUACUAUCUAAAGAAGAUUUGACACCUCCUGCCUGAGUAUCCCCAGUUCUCGGCAAUCCAGUUUUUCAGCGCUUUUCUAGCGAUGACGGUAACUGUAUUUUCAGUGCUGAUAUUCGUCGAUCACUGGUUACCAGCACCAGUCCCCAAUUAUUGGCGCCAAUCCCAGUUAUCAGGGUCGAUAACCCGGGAUUGGCGCUAUUAUCGCAGAUUUUCGGUUAUUGUCACACCUUCAGGAAUGGAACCCCCACUGAUAACCAGGGACUGCCUGUAUUGGCUUGACCAAGAAAGAGGUAUCAAAGAACACCAUGUCUUUAUGUUUUUGUGAGAUGAUCGAAUGAGUGUACUCUGCUUCGAGUGAGGAGAAUCCUAGUGAGUCGGGUGAGAGCCCACAAAGUCAGGGGCAUUGCUCUGUCCCUUGCAUUCAGGAAGAAUCUUCUGUCAGUUCCUCAGGUAUUGAAGGCAGGGGUGUGGUUGCGCCAGACCCCCUUCACCUCCUUUUACCUUCGGGACAUUACCCCUUAAGUCCUUGGACAUGUUUUCCAUGGGUCCUGUGGUGGCUGCUCAACAAGUCAGGUACCUGGCUUCCCUAAGAGGACAGGAAGCAUCUUGCCUAAGGUGCUCAGUUAUGAAAGAGAGAGUAUGUGUGUGAAUGACUGGACUCUCCUCCUUUCUCCUUUGUUCAUCAUCCUUCCUCCCCCUGUGAGCAGAGGAUAGGUCAGGCCAUCACUUGCUGGAACUGGCGUUGAUGCAGGUAAUUUUCAUAAUCUAGUUCCCAUUUUAUUUCCUAAAAUUUUAGUUAGAUGUAGAAGCAAUGCCAACCCUCUCUCUAACAAACCAAUUGCUUAGCCCCUUUUCGAAUAAUGUUGCUUUAUAACCAUUCAUUCAAAAAGGCUCAGAAACCUGACAGCUGAACAAGCAUUUCCCAUUCUCUGUUCAGAUGUCAGAGGCAAUGGUCCCUUCCCCGAUCUACAUGACUAGGAAGUGACCCAGGGGUGGCGAACUACCAGUCAGUUUAGAAGCGUCCUCAGACUACUCCUACUUAGAAGUAAGUCUUCCAUAUGUAAAGAUCAAUGGUCUUUAUAUUAUGUAGGAACAUGUAAAUGGCAAAUAUUUAAAAGUGCAGUGGACUCCCCGCAUUCACGGAGGAUGCGUACCAGUUCCCCCCACCCCCCUGCAAAUAGCUAGAAUCUGGCGAAUACUUAAAAACCCUUUAAAAAUGCUUAAAACUGCCUAUUUUGUUAGUUCAAACUCAAGAAAAACCCACUAAAAAUGCUUUUACCUGGUUUUUUAAAAAUAGUUUUAUCACAAAAAAUGCAUUUAAUCAUGAAAUUGAUCUGAAAAUUCAGUAAUUUGUGGAUAUUUCUCAUAGAAAAAUAUUGCAAAUAGGCAAAUUUCCUGCAAAUAAUUGGUAGAUAUUGUCUAUAGAGAAAUCUGCAAAUACGUGAGUCUGCAAACGUCGAGAACGCAAAUAUGGGGUCGUCCACUGUAAUUUUUAUUUUUCCCAACUAUACAAACCUUAGGUUUUUAGUGUUAUGUGUCCACCUCAUGCCACCCCUCAGUCUGACACCUGGCCCAAAGGCAAAAUGAAUGCUUAACGGCCAAUUGGGCAGGACUUUCACCCAGUGACCGUUAGUUAACUACCUAACCAACUUGUUUAAAAGUUAAACGGCCGUGUCCAGCUACGCUAAAGCAUAUUCCUUUUGUAAAGACCUCAUGUUUGUAUAGUUUGGAAAAAUACAAAUCACUUUAAAAUUUUGUUAUGCUUUUUGAUUGGUGAAAUUUUAUUUAUUAAAGAGUACGUAUUCCAAAUUGAAGAAAAUUACACCAGAUUCUCAGUAGGAUUAAGAAUUGUACAUAGAACAUCCUGUGAAAAUGGAAGCUGAAAAAUCAUCAUUGUUGUUAAUCAAAGAAGAGAAGGAGAAUUUGGAGGAAGUUCAUACUGAACUUAUUUGCAGAUCCUUUUGUAGAGGUCAAGGCAGAUCCAGAAUAUUUUGACCAUGGUGAAGUUGAUAUGAAAUGGUUGUAUAAAUAACCUUUAUACAAAGGUAAAAUAAAUUAGUUUGUUUUUUCUCAGUUUUACUCUUUGAACUCUGUUCUGUAUGCACUAGUUUAAGAAAUUUCCUGGUGUCUGUUUCACUUUUCUUGUUCCCAUAUACAUAUGAUUUCCAAAUCAGGAAUUAGUGUUGUCAUUGGUUGACAUUAAUUUUUCAUCCUUUUGUUAUACAGCAUUUUGUGUAUGCACUUGUAUAAGUAUGUACCAGUUGUAAACUUGAAUAUUUACAUGAAAUGUUAUGCAUAGUAGAAGUAAACAUGAAAUGUCAUGUAUUGUGGAAGUAAAAAGAUUGAUAAUUUCAUUAAACAUCAAUGAAAAUUA